AAAGGCUUUAUAAAGCCCAGAUACAGAUCCCCACCUUCACUCUCUCUGCUCCCUAUUACUGUUUGUCUAGAAAUCUCCACCAUAUCAAACACACAACUUUACCCUUUCACCCUCUCCACUCUCUCCCUCACUCAUCUUGAUCACAUUUUCAACCCAAUCUCACAAAAGCUGCUUAAUUUCACAUAUUGUCCCUCAAAAUCUUGUAGCAAUCAUGGCUGUUUUAGUGUUCUUGGUGCUUCUCUUGUCCCUUACUGGUCAUUCAAGUGCCAGUUAUUGCUUGUGUAAAGAUGGGGUGGGCGACCAAGCUCUUCAGAAGGCCAUAGAUUAUGCUUGUGGUGCUGGGGCUGACUGUACACAAAUCCUUCAAAAUGGUCCAUGUUAUCAACCAAACACUGUGAAAGAUCACUGCAACUAUGCUGUUAACAGCUAUUAUCAAAGAAAGGGUCAGGCUACUGGAAGCUGUGAUUUUUCAGGAUCUGCAACUGUUAGUGCCAAUCCUCCCACUACUGCUGCUUCUGGUUGUUCAUAUCCCUCGAGUGCAAGCAACACUGGGACAGGCACUUCAACCCCAACCACCUCAGGCACAACUCCGCCAACAUCAACUACACCGACAACAGGCACAACUCCGUCAACAUCAACUACGCCGACAACAGGCACAACUACUACUCCUUCAGUGUUUGGCACUGGAACCACUGGACUUGGACCCACUGGCAGUAGUGGCACUAGCAUCACUGACUCUAACGGUGGGGUGGCUCUCUUUUCAGGAGCUCACUUGUGCAUCUCUUUGAGUAUAUGGAUUUAUGCCUUAUGCCUCGUGUGGGGCUGAGCUUCUGAGAAGGUACUAUCUAGGGAAAAAGUGGGGUGGGGUUUGUGAUGUGCGGAGCAGAUUUUGUCAUCGGGAGGCAAACCCCACAACUUUACUAGUUCUAUCACUCUAUCCUUCUGUAAUCUUCCUCCUCUUGUGUAAUCUCUCUUUAAGACUUUUUCCUAAAGGUCUAAAGCUGGGAAUUGGAUUCCCUUUUGGAUGGGUGGUGGUGUUGAGUGGUGACAGAUGACCACUAUUGGGGAACUUUUCCUACUGUA
This is a messenger RNA of Tripterygium wilfordii, 1083 nucleotides long. RefSeq names its product PLASMODESMATA CALLOSE-BINDING PROTEIN 3-like. The coding region runs from base 212 to 826 and encodes 204 amino acids. The record is from RefSeq and is a predicted model, not a curated record. The transcript is spliced from 4 exons. NCBI's taxonomy places the organism in Eukaryota, Viridiplantae, Streptophyta, Magnoliopsida, Celastrales, Celastraceae.